This is a messenger RNA of Numida meleagris (helmeted guineafowl), 1092 nucleotides long. It is a transcript of the gene SF3A2, whose product is annotated as splicing factor 3a subunit 2. The record is from RefSeq and is a predicted model, not a curated record. Lineage: Eukaryota; Metazoa; Chordata; Aves; Galliformes; Numididae. Gene Ontology annotation, biological process: spliceosomal complex assembly. Gene Ontology annotation, cellular component: nucleus; catalytic step 2 spliceosome; U2-type prespliceosome. Gene Ontology annotation, molecular function: nucleic acid binding; zinc ion binding. Bases 1 to 948 code for a protein of 315 amino acids. The transcript has 8 exons.
AUGGAUUUUCAGCACCGUCCUGGAGGUAAAACGGGGAGCGGAGGUGUAGCUUCAGCCUCAGAAAGCAACCGAGACCGCAGGGAGAGGCUUCGGCAGCUGGCUUUGGAGACCAUCGACAUCAACAAGGACCCCUAUUUUAUGAAAAAUCACUUGGGUUCUUAUGAAUGCAAGCUUUGCCUGACGCUCCAUAACAAUGAGGGAAGUUACUUAGCACAUACCCAGGGGAAGAAGCAUCAGACCAAUCUGGCCCGUCGAGCUGCCAAGGAAGCUAAGGAAGCCCCUGCCCAGCCUGCACCAGAAAAAGUCAAAGUGGAAGUGAAGAAGUUUGUGAAAAUUGGACGUCCAGGUUACAAAGUGACCAAACAGAGAGAUCCAGAGACAGGCCAGCAGAGCCUUCUCUUCCAGAUUGAUUACCCAGAGAUUGCAGAAAGCAUCAUGCCUCGCCAUCGGUUCAUGUCGGCCUAUGAGCAAAGGAUUGAGCCCCCGGAUCGGCGCUGGCAGUACCUUCUGAUGGCAGCUGAGCCCUACGAAACCAUCGCCUUCAAGGUGCCAAGCAGAGAAAUCGACAAAGCAGAGGGAAAGUUUUGGACCCACUGGAACAGGGAAACCAAACAGUUCUUCCUUCAAUUCCACUUCAAGAUGGAGAAGCCCCCCGCUCCUCCCAACCUCCCUCCGGGCCCUCCGACUGUGAAGCGGCCUCCUCCGCCCCCGCUGAUGAACGGAUUGCCCCCCAGGCCCCCUCUGCCGGACUCCAUGCCACCACCCCCUCCAGGAGGGAUGACCCUGCCCCCCAUGCCGCCCUCCGGACCAGUGCCACCUCCUCCGGUGCCACCUCAGCUGCCACCAGCGCCCGGUGUCCCACCCCCUGCUCCUCUGCCACCCAUGAUGAGACCCCCUCUCCCCACGGAGGGGCCGGGCACUAUCCCCCCUCCUCCUCCCUCCAACUGAAGCCUUUCCAUCCCACCGGACUCGUCUGGCUCAUAUCUUUUUAUAUGCAGGUCACAAUUGAUUCGGGUAAAUAGUCUUGUUUUGUACGCCAGUGAUUUUGACUAGAUCCUGUAGACCCAUUAAAAAGUUUUCACUUUGGCUUUC